Hypomesus transpacificus is the source of this 2111-nucleotide messenger RNA. Its product is annotated as glucose-induced degradation protein 8-B homolog. The transcript has 5 exons. Gene Ontology annotation, biological process: positive regulation of canonical Wnt signaling pathway; proteasome-mediated ubiquitin-dependent protein catabolic process. Gene Ontology annotation, cellular component: nucleus; cytoplasm. The record is from RefSeq and is a predicted model, not a curated record. NCBI's taxonomy places the organism in Eukaryota, Metazoa, Chordata, Actinopteri, Osmeriformes, Osmeridae. Gene Ontology annotation, molecular function: protein binding. Bases 415 to 1143 code for a protein of 242 amino acids.
CGCGAGAAAAGGCGACCAUCAACACAACACAACACGACAGUUGUCAAAGUCAGAUAAGGUAGCUAGCAAACUAGCUGAUUAAUUUAGCAACAAAACUGUAUUUGCAAUUUAAGAGUCAUUCAUUUAUAUUUAAUUCAGUUGCUAUUUCUCAUAAAACUAUCCGUGGAUAACACAUUUAAACGGUGGGUGGUGCACAACGACCAACAAGCCUAGCUAACGAGUUGUUAGCCUAGUUGACGUUAACGUUUGAACUGUACAGUAGGCUAGCUAGCUAUGUAUGUAACUAUGUGCUAGCUGUAGUGCUAGCAAAAUGGUCGCAUCCAGGAAAAACGACAGCUCCCAGCAAGAUAGUCAAAACGAGUUUACAUUGAGUAGCGAUCAUCAACUAUUUAUCAUUGGUUUUAAAAUAGUAUUAUGUUGGCAGAUACUUGUAAAUUAGAUAUUCGGAGCCCGAUGAUGAGUUACGCUGAAAAACCCGAGGACAUCACUAAAGACGAGUGGAUGGACAAACUAAAUAAUGUGCACAUACAGAGGGCCGACAUGAACCGACUCAUUAUGAAUUACCUAGUGACAGAGGGGUUCAAGGAGGCAGCAGAGAAGUUCCGCAUGGAGUCUGGGAUAGAGCCCAGUGUGGACCUGGAUUCUCUGGAUGAGAGAAUAAAGAUCAGGGAGAUGAUUCUGAAGGGACAAAUACAGGAAGCCAUUGCGCUCAUCAACAGCCUACAUCCAGAGUUGCUUGACACCAACCGAUACCUGUAUUUCCAUCUGCAGCAACAGCACUUGAUAGAGUUAAUAAGGCUGCGGGAGACAGAGUCUGCUUUGGAGUUUGCCCAGACACAGCUGGCUGAGCAGGGGGAAGAGAGCAGGGAGUGCCUAACAGAGAUGGAGAGAACAUUGGCUCUUUUGGCUUUUGACAACCCAGAGGAGUCACCCUUUGGAGACCUGCUCAACACAAUGCAGCGACAGAAGGUAUGGAGUGAGGUGAACCAGGCUGUGCUGGACUAUGAGAACCGAGAGUCAACGCCAAAACUGGCCAAACUUCUGAAGCUGUUGUUGUGGGCUCAGAAUGAGCUGGACCAGAAGAAAGUGAAAUAUCCCAAAAUGACUGACCUUAGUAAGGGCACCAUUGAGGAUCCAAAGUGAAAACAGCAAUGACAUGGACACUUCCCUAUCUCCUAUUUAUAAACAGUCAGAGACUGAAUGAUAUUGUUAUAACAUAUAUUAUAUAUAAAACUGAACAAUUUUUUUGAUGUUGCAUAUAUGAGAGGACCUAAUUCAUUGUGCUAACUGUAAAUGGCUGUAUUUUAAAAGUAACAACUGCAAACACAAUUAACAGAUUAUCCACAUUUAUAGACAUUUGGCAUCACAAAUGUCCAUAGUUGGUUUAUAUUUGGUUGCCUGUAAAGCCCGUUUUGGAUACACAUGGAUCACUGUCCCACCCAUCAUGAUGAAUUUAAAUGUUUUUAAUUUUAUUUCUAAGCCUCUAGUUUAUGAUAUAAUUUACAUUUACAGUGUGGACUGUGUUACAUGAAAAUAAUACCUCUUAAAGGAAGAGGGGAACAAUCCUGCAUCACUAAAAUGCUUUUUGAGAGUGCAGAUUACUCCUCACCCUAUCAUAAGCUAUUAAUUGUCAUGUUACAAGUUUGUUGCAAUUUAACUAAUCAUUAUAUAAAGAUAAAUAAGGAUUUUUAUUUUAGUUGGCCGAUUCAUUGUCCCCCCUGUUUUGAGAAGCCUUUUAAGUGAAGCCUGUUUUACUAUCUAAUGAUGGCAUUUCACAUUAAAUGCUAAUUUCUUUCUGUAUUCAGAGAAAGGACAGAUGGCCACCUCCAAAAUUAGUGAGCAGUUUACAUUUUUUGCUGAACAAAGCAUGCAUUGUUAUGUUUUGAAUGGCUUAAGGUUAGUAUGUGCCUAUGCCUUGUGUUGCCAGAGGGUUUUAAUAUUGUUGUUUUUUAACUCGCUGCUAAAUAUCCAUCCUUCCUUUCAUACAAGUUUUUAUUGUAUUAUCCGACAAUGUGAGCAUGCACAAAAUACUAAAGAGCUCCCAUCGUAUUAUUGAUAGUUUUUAAGAUCCUAUUUGCAAUAUUUAAAUAAACAACUCAUUUUAGAGACAA